AUGGAUCGCACAGUCUCUAAAGCGACAACAGCGACUGCUGAGUCUCGGGCCGAGUCGUUUCGAACAGCCAGAGAGGAGCCGUAUUCUUCGGAGGAAGACGACUUGCAGUCGACCGUGAGACCCAAUGCUUUGUCGGCAAGAACAUCAUCUCAAAAUACCGUCCGGCAUACGUCUGAACCCCAAACGAAACCGCCGGCUCCAGUCGGCCUUGGCCUGGGUCUGGAGUCACCUCAGGAGGAGGAGCUUCCAACGCCUAAGGCGAGGGGCGACUUUGGCACUUUUGAUGGAGAGUGGGCCUCGAACAGCGAAGUUGAACAGGAAUGGGACGAUAAUCUUGGAAGAAACGUUACGGUAAGAAAACGGCGCCAGACACCCGAAAAGGCAUCGGAUAAGGAAUCUAUGAUCGCGUCACGCUACGAACCGCGUCGUGAAAAGCGCAAGGUCGAGAUUUUUGAGGAUCGCGUCGUAACUCCGACAAACGCUACAAGGGCAGUUCGAGCCAUGUCUCGCGGUGACAGAGCUACGUUUUAUGCGCCUAGUGAAAUUGCCUGGUCAAGAACACCAACCACCGAAGCUUCUGUCAACGCAGAUUCCCGCAGGUUUUCAGGCAUGUCCGCCAAGUCGACAAAAUCGAAUGCAUCAACGGUGGUGGAAGCAAUCUUGGUAGAUGCUCCUGCCAUCCCCCAUAGGCGGCAGACCCUGAGGCAUGUGCGAAAGCAAGUGGGACUACGAGAUUCUGGAUCAGACCUGUCUCCUCUGAGUUCUGCGGCGAACUCAUCUGUGCAGAUUGAAGAAUCGCCGAGACGCCCCAGACCUUUGGCUCGUCCCACCGACGCUCGAAACAACAGCUAUGCAUCGAACACGACUUUCAACUCGAUAUCGAGCGGCAGGGCGCGCAAGGAAAUCUGGAAGAGCGGUGCUAUCCCAGUUGUCGUUGUGCCGGAUCGACGAUCGUCUGUUAAGUCCAAGUCGAGCAGAACACCGUCACUUCGGUCAACCAGCAGUCGCCGGUCCAAGCGAAGCGCCAGUCUGAGCUCAGCAACUCGCGCUAACGGGUCGCGAACAACUACCGACUUGCCGACGCCCAUCUUUGACCGACCCGGCCGGCGAAGCCGGACCUUGUCGGAGUCUGACGGGUCGGACCAACGUACGAUCGACUACCCUCCAGUCAUUCCCAAGCGUUCUUCCUCCUUGUCGGCCCCAACAAGCCGCAAUACCUCCCGCGCAGGCUCGCUCACCGCAGAGAGUUUAAAGGCUCAGAGCGCUUUGCUCAAUCAGCAAUCUGGACAUGAAACAAGAGCACCCGCCCUGACCCUUCAGAGGGCUCAGUCUUCAGAGACAGACAACGGCCACCAUCAUCGGGACCACAAGCACAAUGUCGACCACCAUGGAGACCCCUUCUUUGGAAAGCGGCUGGACGCACACAACACACCUUUCUCCGCAACCUCAGUAGAGACCAACGGUACUGCCCCUGAGGUAUCAGAAGCAAAGGCUGUGAGCCUCUAUCCCCACCAAAACUCAUCUGUCCUCGUUGUCAAUCAUUCCAACAAGCCUUCGGAGAGCUCAAGCACUGAGUCGUCUCAGACGGAUUCGGAAUUCUUGAGACCGCCUCAACGACCGACAAUCACCACCACUGGCCCAGACGGCGAGGAGGGCUUCAUGACUCCUCCGCAGCAGCGUUCCGUGGAUGACGUGGAUUCUCCGUUGCGCAAUCCGCGCGCCGCUCCACCGGUACCUCCAUUCAUUCCGCCGGCGAUCCAGUUCAUUCCUGCUACUCCCUCGGGUCUUACGCCUCAUCACGAGAGACAGCGAAAUAUGGGCAACUACUUUGAGACCAUGGUCGAAGAAGAGCCUCAUCGGACCGGAUCGAUUGUGCGACGGGCGUUGACGCGAAGACGGAAUUCGGAGACGUAUCCACCAAAGAGCGCCAGACCUAGCCUUCUCACCCGAACCUUGUCCCUGACUAGGAGAGGAUCUCUUUCUAGGUCGUCACAUAAGGACGAGUCCUCUGUGGAAGUACCAUGCUCAUGUCCGGAGUGCGAAGGACCUCCGCCUGAGGAUGGUCGUCUCCAUCCUCAUUGGCGUCCGGCCUACUCCGACCCGGAGGAUGACGUGUGGGAAAGAGAAAUGGAAGACGAGCCCGUCAGUCAGGUUUACCGGUACCCUCCGAUUGACAACCGUCCCCGGCCUCCUCGCAGAAGGAUCAGCGAGCGCGUGAGGAAGACUUUCGCAAUUCUGCCUAACCGUGAUGAGGGCCUUUCCUACUCUCCCCCUAGUCCGAAUGAGCCGGAGCGCCGCACGAUUCGCCGAACAGACAGCGGCAACCUGCGGGUUAUGAGACGCAGGAGCAGCUUAGACUCUCUUCGCGACCAGUCGGACGACCCGCCGCCAUACGACAGUCAGGAUGGCGAUGGCCGAAGCGGGACAAGGGGCGAGGCAGGACCGAAAAGGAGACGACGCUUCUCACUCUCGGGCACGCUGGAAGGGCUGCAAAACAUUCCGCGCCAACUGAACGAGCGUAAGCGCGAAAAGAGAACGCAGGAACUGCGACAGAAAAUCAGUGGCCCACGCGAAGUGCGAGACGGUGUAGGUGAGGUGAUACGGCGCAACACCUACCGCGAGAUGCACCAACAAAGGCACUCGCCGUCGACCAACUUUUGA
Colletotrichum chrysophilum is the source of this 2661-nucleotide messenger RNA. RefSeq lists its product as uncharacterized. The transcript has a single exon. The coding region runs from base 1 to 2661 and encodes 886 amino acids. The record is from RefSeq and is a predicted model, not a curated record. NCBI's taxonomy places the organism in Eukaryota, Fungi, Ascomycota, Sordariomycetes, Glomerellales, Glomerellaceae.